AUGGGGAAAUUCCACUUCCAAGUACCACUAUGCUCAAUUGUACUCUUGUCUUACUCUUUUGUGCAUUGCAUCAAUCAAGACCCUAUAGCCGUACAAGAUUGGUUCAAAGGUCUAGACACCAUGCAAGAAAAGGUGACUAAACUUCACUUUUACUUCCAUGACAUAGUUAGUGGCAAUAGCCCAACCGCUAUGAGGGUGGCUAAGCCGACAGGCUACACUGGCUUAGUCAACACCCUCACAGGGUUUGGCAGUGUGGUCAUGGCCGAUGACAUGCUUACCACUGGGCCAGAACCCAACUCAACUGUUGUGGGUCGGGCCCAGGGGUUCUAUGCAUCAGCCUCGAUGGAAGAUAUUGGGUUUCUUAUGACCAUGAACUUGGCUUUUAGUGAUGGAGAUUUUAAUGGCAGCUCUCUUAGCCUUUUGGGACGAAACCCAGUGUUGCAUGAGUAUCGUGAGAUGCCGAUUGUUGGUGGUUCCGGUGUUUUUAGGAUGGCUCGGGGAAUAGCGACUGCGAAAACGUAUAAAUUUAAUUUGUUGGGUGAUGCGGUUGUUGAAUAUAACGUUAUUGUGGUUCAUUAUUGA
Lactuca virosa is the source of this 582-nucleotide messenger RNA. NCBI's taxonomy places the organism in Eukaryota, Viridiplantae, Streptophyta, Magnoliopsida, Asterales, Asteraceae. The record is from the annotation of a GenBank genome assembly.